Messenger RNA from Monoraphidium neglectum, 366 nucleotides. RefSeq lists its product as hypothetical. The annotation marks the transcript as partial. NCBI's taxonomy places the organism in Eukaryota, Viridiplantae, Chlorophyta, Chlorophyceae, Sphaeropleales, Selenastraceae. The record is from RefSeq and is a predicted model, not a curated record. The transcript has a single exon.
AUGGCGGAUGACUUUGCGGAUAUGUUCGGGGACCUGCUGGGCGGGAGUGGUCUCAAGCCAGUGGCCAAGGCCCCUCCCGCCCAGGCACCCGCUCUGAGGGCCUCGGCCAGCGGCCACAGCCCCCGCCAUGCCACGCAGCAGUCGACGAGUAGCAAUGAUAGUGCAGCAAAGCCAGUAUCUGGCCCUGUCCUACCUGAUCCGGAGGUGAUGGCGAUCAGCGACCGCAACGGGACCCCGAGCGAACCUCCGGCGCCCUCGAUCACCAAGGAGGAACUGGAGACAACCGUCAGGACGGUUGUCGAGGCCGCUUUCGAGGUGAGCGACGAUCGGGAGCGCUCUCAGCGGCCGUGCGGGUCGCCGCUGCAG